AUGAGGUGAAGAAACGCUUAGAAGAGGGGACCAAAAUUGGCGGCAUAAUCAUUGAAGAAGGAGCAAAAGCACCUGUGGGUACCAACGAUAAGCUGUGGAAGAUGGAGAUAGGUGUUAUCGUCCGUGUGCUAGCUCCAAUUGGAAAAUUCUUCUGGAAGGAUCUCACUGAAGAAGAUAAGCUGCCACUCUUUGCCAAACUAGAGAGUGAGUUUGAUGUAGACUUCACUGCACCACAUGUAAGAGAUAUGGUGGAUACUAUCAUGGCUCGUUGAUUCCGACAGUUCAAGUAUCGCUGCCAUCAACACUACAAGAAUGAGAUGGACAAGGUGAAUGCUCGGGAGAAUCCAAUAGAGGAAGUGAACAUUGAUGACUGGAAGCUACUCUGCGACCAUUUUGAUAGUGUGCAAUUCAAGAAGCGAAGUGACGUAAAUGUAGACAAUAGAAGCCAAGUAUUGUAUCCGCAUACAACAGGUGCUAAGUCACUUAGUCAAAGGAUUUUUGAACUGAAUGAGAAGGACAAGAUGGCAAAUAGUGAGAAAACUAAUGAUGGAGUGGAUCCGAGUAACGGUGAGCAGCAGAAUGACUCAGCAGAGCAGCAGAACCCUACUGUGCCGCCUCCAGAGGUGGUUGUGUAUGCUGACACUCAUAAGAGGCGUGAUGGAAGCUGGGUUCAUCCAGAUACCGAGAAAAAUUAUGCCAAUAUGACUGCCUUGAGCAGUCAGUCAGGUAAUAAUGUUCCAGGUUCUGAGAUUGUUGACAAGGUGCUGAAGAAAAAGCCAAGGGUAUCUAGAAAGGAAGCACGACGAUCGGCUGAUUCAGCUAGAGAGAGAAUUGCAAGCCGAAAGGCUAGAAAGGCAGGCAGAAAGGGAGACUUUUGAAAGGCGGACCAAGCAAUUUGAGGAGCAAAUUGAAAUUCAGCAGUCGAAACUACAAACUCAAGACACAAAGUUUGAGGAGAUGGAAGCAUCGCAGCACCGUCUUGAAGCUACUGUUCGUGACUUGGCUGCUAGAAUGACUGGAAAUACCAACUGAAGGAGGUGAGAUGAUGCAUGUGAGGAGGGCAUGUGAGGAGGGCUGGACAGAGGUUGCUGAUUUUGGGUAUCAAGUAGUUGGCUUGAGUUGCUGCAUGAUUUUGGGGUACUAAACUAUUAGGAACAUUAAUAUUUAUCAGGUGUAAGUGUCGGA
Messenger RNA from Linum tenue, 1185 nucleotides. The record is from the annotation of a GenBank genome assembly. NCBI's taxonomy places the organism in Eukaryota, Viridiplantae, Streptophyta, Magnoliopsida, Malpighiales, Linaceae.